Messenger RNA from Angiostrongylus costaricensis, 1119 nucleotides. The record is from the annotation of a GenBank genome assembly. Lineage: Eukaryota; Metazoa; Nematoda; Chromadorea; Rhabditida; Metastrongylidae.
AUGUCCAACCUAUCACUGGCAAGUCACAAACGGAUACUCACGCGGUAUACUAACCAAUUGCAAAAAGUUCUACCCCGAUUCAAAGACGCGCAGUUAGAAGAAAUCAGCGUUCAAAACCUGCAAGAUGAGAUAACGCCCACCGUUAUUCAAACAAGCCUACAGCAGUUAGAGGAAGCAGUGGCAGCGUUAGAAAACAUGACCACAAAGAUUCAACACGCACUAGAUGAACUCGCUACCAUGUUCGAAAAGUCACACCCAACGUCACCGAAUAUUGAAGAAGAGUUCGCACAGUACUCAACUACUGUUGAAGAAGCCAUUGGCAAUACUUUCGAAUACCUUGCACUCCUUCACGCUCAGAUCCAUGGCUUCAAGGCUCAUGCUGAGCUUCUCAACACAUCCCACAAACACUCCACUACGAAUAGUAGUAAAGAUGAAUCCACCGUCACCGCAGUCGUGAAAAAUCUGGAGCUACCCACAAUCCCAAUCCCAACAUUCAAUGGCGACAUCUGGGACUGGGAUAACUUUUGGGAGCUUUUCAACUUAAACGUACAUUCACAAAACCUUUCAGAGCUACAAAAAUUCAAUUACCUACUUAACUCCUUAAAAGGGGAACCUCUACAAUCGAUGAAGAAGUUCCAACUCACCAGNACGCCCACCGUUAUUCAAACAAGCCUACAGCAGUUAGAGGAAGCAGUGGCAGCGUUAGAAAACAUGACCACAAAGAUUCAACACGCACUAGAUGAACUCGCUACCAUGUUCGAAAAGUCACACCCAACGUCACCGAAUAUUGAAGAAGAGUUCGCACAGUACUCAACUACUGCUGAAGAAGCCAUUGGCAAUACUUUCGAAUACCUUGUACUCCUUCAUGCUCGGAUCCAUGGCUUCAAGGCUCAUGCUGAGCUUCUCAACACAUCCCACAAACACUCCACUACGAAUAGUAGUAAAGAUGAAUCCACCGUCACAGCAGUCGUGAAAAAUCUGGAGCUACCCACAAUCCCAAUCCCAACAUUCAAUGGCGACAUCUGGGACUGGGAUAACUUUUGGGAGCUUUUCAACUUAAACGUACAUUCACAAAGCCUUUCAGAGCUACAAAAAUUCAAUUACCUACUUAACUCCUGA